UAGACGCAACAGCGACAGAAAAUCCACGCAGACAUGAAUGAUCUGUAGUAGUAACUUCGCCUUCUGGACCCGAGCAUCGCCACGGUCACAUUUUAGAAAGAGGGGCAUACCGCCUCAGUAAGCGACCCCCACUCCCCACUCCCACUCCGCGGCUCUGCUGCUGUGUGUACCGAGAGUGGCGGCGCACAGACGAGCUCUGGUCCGCGCUGCUGUGCGCUUUUUGGACUGAUGUCUCUGGCUCUCAGGAAUUUAAAGUGUCUCUCGCCGGUCAUGUGCCAGUGUAAGGUCAUCUGCAGCAACCGGACCCUCUCUCUCAUGUUCGGGUGCAAGAAGUACAGGUACCAGGAUGAGGAGACGCCCCCCUUGGAGCACAGUCCAGCACAUCUGGCUCCAGGGAAAAGUGCCGAGAUGCUUCAUAUGAGUGACAAGAACCUCGCUGCCAUGGAGGCCAUACAUGGCUACACACCACACACACAUAUCUCUCCUGUCAAGCCUGUGUUGAUGUCUACGGGACACACUCCAAUGUACACCUCCGCUGUUUCCACACUGGGAAAUACUCCUCCAGUGGUGGUGAACACCGACACACUCGAUGGAUCCCCAUAUGUAAAUGGGACAGAAGGUGAAAUCGAGUAUGAGGAAAUCACACUGGAGAGAGGUAACUCGGGCCUGGGCUUCAGCAUUGCUGGGGGAACAGACAACCCCCAUGUGGGUGAUGACCCCAGCAUCUUCAUCACCAAAAUCAUACCUGGAGGAGCUGCUGCUCAGGACGGACGGCUGAGUGUGAACGACUGCAUCUUAUUUGUGAAUGAGGUUGAUGUGAGGGAGGUGACACACAGUCAAGCUGUGGAGGCUCUCAAGGAGGCAGGUGCUAUCGUCCGCCUCUAUGUUCUCCGCAGGAAACCCGCAGCUGAGAAAGUCACUGAAAUCAAACUCAUCAAAGGGCCUAAAGGAUUGGGUUUCAGCAUCGCCGGAGGGGUGGGAAACCAGCACAUACCAGGAGAUAACAGUAUCUAUGUCACCAAGAUCAUUGAAGGCGGGGCUGCUCAUAAAGAUGGCCGUCUGCAGAUCGGGGACAAGAUUUUAGCAGUGAACAACGUGUGUCUGGAGGACGUGAUGCACGAGGAUGCGGUGGGGGCUCUGAAGAACACAGCCGAGGUGGUGUACCUCAGGGUGGCCAAGCCCAACAACCUGUUCCUGACCAACUCCUAUAACCCUCCAGACCUCACCAGCACAUAUUCCCAUAUGGAUACUGAACUCAGCCACCCUAACUAUCUCGGCUCGGAUUACCCACAAGCGCUCACUCCCACCUCACCAAGUCGAUUUUCUCCGGUCCUGCAUGGCAUGAUGGGAGAUGAUGAUAUCCCCAGGUGGGCCAACAUCUGGGAGCCUCGCAGAGUUUUGAUCCACCGAGGCUCCACAGGUCUGGGAUUCAACAUUGUUGGAGGAGAAGACGGAGAGGGAAUAUUUAUCUCCUUCAUUCUGGCAGGAGGACCAGCGGACCUCAGUGGGGAGCUGCACAAGGGCGAUCAGAUCCUUAGUGUGAACGGCGUGGACCUGCGUAUGGCCACGCAUGAGCAGGCAGCUGCGGCUUUGAAGAACGCAGGACAGACAGUGACCAUCAUCGCUCAGUAUCGACCCGACGAGUACAGUCGUUUUGAGGCGAAGAUCCAUGACUUGAGAGAACAGUUGAUGAACAGCAGUAUGGGCUCUGGGACCACAACACUCAGGAGCAACCCAAAGAGAGGCUUCUAUAUCAGGGCUCUGUUUGACUAUGACAAGACCGCAGACUGCGGCUUCCUCAGUCAAGCACUGGGCUUCAGGUUUGGGGAUGUGCUGCACGUGUUGGACUGUGGAGAUGAGGAAUGGUGGCAGGCACGGAAAGUCAGUCCCCAGAAUGAGGCUGAAGAGGUCGGCUUCAUCCCCAGCAAGCACAGGGUGGAAAGAAAAGAGUGGUCUCGUGUUAACACCAAGGAGAGGGACCAUGGUCGAGACAGCUUGAGCACAAAAGGAAGAGAUAAAACAUUACAAAGUUAUGAGACGGUCACCCAAGUGGAAGUUCAUUACGCGAGGCCCAUCAUCAUUCUAGGUCCUGUGAAGGACAGAAUAAAUGACGACCUGUUGUCCGAGUUCCCUGAUAAGUUUGGAUCAUGUGUCCCACACACCACACGGCCAAAGCGGGAGUAUGAAGUGGAUGGACGGGACUAUCACUUUGUGUCAUCGCGGGAACAGAUGGAAAAGGACAUUCAGAGUCAUCGGUUCAUCGAGGCGGGCCAGUACAACAGUCACCUGUAUGGCACCAGUGUCCAGAGUGUCCGCGAGGUGGCUGAGCAGCAGGGGAAACACUGCAUCCUGGAUGUAUCGGCCAACGCUGUGCGCCGGCUACAAGCAGCUCAGCUUCAUCCCAUCGCCAUCUUUGUGCGACCCAAGUCACUGGAGAAUGUCCUAGAGAUCAACACUCGGCUGACAGAGGAGCAGGCCAGGAAAGGAAUGGACCGAGCCCUCAAACUAGAACAAGACUUCCUAGAGUGUUUUUCAGCUGUCGUGGAUGGGGACAGCUUUGAAGAGGUCUAUCACAAAGUAAAGACAGUGAUCGAGGAGCAAUCAGGGCCUUACAUCUGGAUCCCCACUCGAGAGAGGCUGUGAUGCUGCUGCCCCUGCCCGCUACCCCCCUCCAACCUCUCCUCCCC
Messenger RNA from Solea senegalensis (Senegalese sole), 2687 nucleotides. RefSeq names its product disks large homolog 4 (gene dlg4a). The transcript has 22 exons. Gene Ontology annotation, molecular function: kinase binding. Gene Ontology annotation, cellular component: neuromuscular junction; postsynaptic density membrane; neuron projection. The coding region runs from base 229 to 2643 and encodes 804 amino acids. The record is from RefSeq and is a predicted model, not a curated record. Gene Ontology annotation, biological process: AMPA glutamate receptor clustering; chemical synaptic transmission; postsynaptic neurotransmitter receptor diffusion trapping. NCBI's taxonomy places the organism in Eukaryota, Metazoa, Chordata, Actinopteri, Pleuronectiformes, Soleidae.